Molecule: messenger RNA, 1026 nt
Organism: Penicillium roqueforti
Lineage: Eukaryota; Fungi; Ascomycota; Eurotiomycetes; Eurotiales; Aspergillaceae
Product: D-mandelate dehydrogenase-like dehydrogenase
Exons: 2
Coding region: 1-1026 (341 amino acids)
Cellular component (GO): cytosol
Molecular function (GO): hydroxypyruvate reductase [NAD(P)H] activity; NAD binding; glyoxylate reductase (NADPH) activity
Source: RefSeq, a predicted model, not a curated record
AUGACUAUCGGAAGAAAGCCGCGCGUUGUUUCCCUCGGGGAGCCUGCAUUCGUGGGCAGUGAAUAUCUUACUCAAUUCAAGACCGAAUUUGACUAUUCCGUCCUCCCUGCAACAAAUCGCGAGGAAGCCCAGGUAUUGCUACCCAAAGACAUCAACGAAAAUGGACCGAUAGACGCGUUCAUCGUUCGCAUGGGUACGCCACCCUACGAGCCACUCGAUCAGGAUUUUUUUCGAGCACUAGCACCGGGGUGUAAGAUUAUCACUUCUGCUAGUGCCGGAUACAACGAGUUCGACGUGGACUGGAUGACAAACCAGGAAAUUGUGUUUUGUAAUACUGUGAAUGCCGUCGCUGAGGCUACAGCAGACAUGGCUAUAUUUCUGAUACUUGCUGUUCUGAGGAACACUACAAACGCCGAGCGGAGUGCACGGAGCGGGAUGUGGAGGAAGGGCGCAAACCUGGUUCCUACUUGUGAUCCGUCGGGAUUGACACUUGGUAUUGUCGGUAUGGGUGCUAUUGGAAAGUACCUCGCCAAGAAAGCCGCGGUCUUCAAUAUGAAGAUCAAGUACUACAAUCGACACCAACUACCGGCCUCCGAAGAAGCAGCGUACGGUGCAACAUAUUGCCAGUCUCUACAUGAGCUUCUGCGCGAAUCAGAUGUCGUCUCCUUGAAUUGCCCUCUGAAUGCGGCAACCACGAAUCUAAUCAGCGAAGCCGAAUUCUCCGCUAUGAAAGACGGUGUAUUCCUCAUUAACACGGCUAGAGGAGCAGUCAUCGACGAAAAGGCUCUCAUUGCGGCACUUGAGUCAGGCAAGGUACAGCGGGCUGGACUUGAUGUUUUUGUGAACGAGCCGAGUCCGAAUCCCUACUUUUUACAAAGUGAUAAAAUCGUUGUGCAGCCACAUUUGGGUGGUUUGACUGAGAAGGCAUUCCAAAAAGCCGAGAGAGAAUGCUUUGAGAACAUCCGUGCUUUUUUCAAGACUGGGAAGGCAAACUCGCCAGUGAAUAUCAAAGUCCAAACCCCCUGA